Physella acuta is the source of this 1339-nucleotide messenger RNA. Its product is annotated as angio-associated migratory cell protein. The record is from RefSeq and is a predicted model, not a curated record. NCBI's taxonomy places the organism in Eukaryota, Metazoa, Mollusca, Gastropoda, Physidae. Gene Ontology annotation, molecular function: protein binding.
UUUUCUUGCACUAAAAGAAAGUAGAAGACACAAGUAAAACCAGAUCUAGAGAUCAGUAGAUCUAUGUCUAGAAUUUAUCAAUAGUAGACAUUCAAUUUCAAUAUUUCGGGUAUGGCUGACCAGGAAGAAGAAGAAUUCAAUUUAGAUCCCGACGAAAUCGUCCAAGUUAUAGAAUUGGGAGAAAAUAAUGGCAAUCCAGAUGACGACGAUUCGCAGGAAUCUGCAGGAGAUGAGAAUGAGAUGGACACAGAAGAAGCAGCAUCUGCACCUCAACAAGAUGAUUCUUCACUUACUUUCAUAGGUCACAAGGACUCCUCUGUGAUCUGUACAAGAGUUAACCCAGUCUUCAGCAACAUUGCUGUGACGGGUGGACAAGAUGAUCAAGCCUUAGUUUGGAACACACAGGAAGGUUCCAUCUACUUUCAGUGCAGAGGUCACACCGACACCGUUUUAAGUGUCGGCUUCAGCCAUGACGGCUCAAUGGUGGCAACAGCUGACAUGAAAGGUAUGAUCCGAGUCUGGAAGGUGGACUCCGGCACUGAGCUGUGGUCCUUUGAUGCUGAUGAAGUUGAGUGGAUCCAGUGGCACCAUGCAGCCCCCAUACUGUUGGCAGGAACCAAAGAAGGCCAGGUGUGGAUGUGGAAGAUUCCCUCAGGAGACUGUAAAACAUUUGCUGGAUUUGGUCCGAGUGCCAACUGUGGGAAAAUACUGCCAGAUGGUAAGCAUGCAUGUGUUGGCUAUGAAGAUGGCGUCAUUAAAAUUUGGGACCUCAAGUCAGAGCAAGCAGUUCACACUGUUUCAGGUCAUGAAGGUCACAAAUCAUCGGUGUAUUGUAUAGACCACAACAACACAGGGUCUUUGAUUAUGUCAGGUUCUGGUGAUAUGACAGCUAAGGUUAUCAACACAGCUACAGGAAAAGUUGUAUCAACCUUUAAAUGCAGAGAAUCUGGAGAAGAAGAAGAUUCUGUGGAAUCUGUUGGAUUUUCUUACAUACAUGACUAUGCUGUUACUGGAACACUGGGAGGAGCCCUUGAGAUCUGGGACCUGCCCACACAGUCAUUGAGACACAGCUGUGAUCACCCAUAUGGCAUCGUAAAAAUUUUAUGGUCCAAAACACUCCCCACUUUCUACACCUCAUGCCUUGAUGGGAACGUUAGACAGUACGACUCAAGGAAUGGUCAGAUUGUUCGGACACUACAAGGCCAUGCAUCGGCCGUGCUGGAUUUCGAUUUAUCUCGGGAUGAAUCCAUCCUUGUCACAUCCUCGGACGACUCAACAGCCAAGGUCUACCAGCUUCAGAGAUGACACAUUUUAAACCAGAAAUAAAAGUUGAGAUCCA